Messenger RNA from Podarcis lilfordi (Lilford's wall lizard), 9020 nucleotides. Lineage: Eukaryota; Metazoa; Chordata; Lepidosauria; Squamata; Lacertidae. The record is from the annotation of a GenBank genome assembly.
CCUGCUCUGUCCAUUGGCUGCGCCCAAUGAGGGGCGGAGGAAGAGGGCGCCGCCUCUGGAUGCCGGGACUGGCGCGCAAUGGCGGACCGCCUCACGCAGCUGCAGGAUGCGGUGAACUCGGUGAGGGAGGCCGCGUUCCGCCCGGGACGGGGCUCGGGCCUUGAGCGGAACAUCCCCGGGCCCCGUAAAAAGAGGAGGAGCGGGAGGGAGGGAGGGAGGGAGCCCGUGGCUGCGCGUAAGAAGGACCGUGUACUUACUGUGAUGCUGCAAGUUCCUCAGCUGAACGUGUUAUUAUUGUUAUUAUUUUAAUGUAAAAGCCUUUCUGGAAGAGCUUAUUAGUUAAAACCCCUAAGCAGUGUGCAAAAACGCAGGGGCAAAGCAGUAGAAAGAGGGUCAUAAAAACAUUAGUAAGGUCCAAGCUUGUGAGUCAGGGAACGAGCCUGGGCACAAAAAGGGGCUGAGCAGUGACGGCUGAUGCUUCGUGUAUUUUGUAUUUGUCCACAGCUUGCAGAUCAGUUUUGUAAUGCGAUUGGAGUAUUGCAGCAGUGCGCCCCACCCGCUUCCUUCACCAAUAUUCAAACGGCAAUAAACAAGGAUCAGCCUACUAAUCCUACAGAAGGCAAGUAAACUUCCCUGUAAUACUCUUCAGGGAGAGAAAAGUAAAAUAAUGCACUGUAAUGUAAAAUGGGAAUCUCUUUUUAAUUCUGAACUGUUCUUUACUUUUUAAAAAUGUCUUACUGGUUUUGUAAAAUAAACAGAUGCAACAAGAACAAUGAAAACCAGUAUUUGUCCUUUACUUUUUAAUAAAGUAAAUGUAUGUGAGUUUCUUCCUUAACAGCUUUUUAAUCAAUAAUGAAUUGGCAGGGAUUAUUUGUAGGAUGUACAAGUGUGUGAAGCAGGUGUGGGACCCUCUUCCCCCUCCAGAGGUGGCUGAACUCCAACAUGGCCAGGGAUGAUGGGAGCUGAUAGUUUACCAAAAUCUAGAGGGCUCAAGGUUCUCUGCAACUGAUGUAAGAGAGGCCGCUAACAUUUGCCUCAGUUUAAUUGUCCAUGAGUAAUUCCUCAAAGUAAACAUUGAAUGAACCUAUAAGACAUAUUCAUACGACCAUAAGUUUUUGUUUGCCUUCUAUAAGGAGGGAUUCUUGUGGCUAUAAGUUGGACAGCCUGGGGACUUGGACUGCAGGAAUAUACCACUUUUCUGACUUAUAGUGAUGCUAUUGCCCUGCCUCCAAUUGCUCAGAUGUGAAGCAUCUUAUAGCAAACUAAAUCUGUGAAACUCUGGUAUUUGUGUAUUGUCACUUACAUAGUAAGGUCAUUUAACCUGUUCUAUGCUUGUUUUAACCUAUUCUAUGAGAUUCCUGCAUUGCAGGAGAUUGGACUAGAGAACUCUUUGGGGUCCCUUCCAGUUCUGUGAUUCUUACAAGUCUCAACAUGUUGAAUGGGCCUUACUACCUAGUAAGCAUGUUUAGGAUUGCAGCCUGGAGAUGGUGCGAGUAAGCUACACUGAACAUUGUAGAACUUAUUUUUAAGUACAGUGGUGCCUCGCAAGACGAAAUUAAUUCGUUCCGCAAGUCUCUUCGUCUUGCGAGUUUUUCGUCUUGCGAUGCACGGUUUCCCAUAGGAAUGCAUUGAAAAUCAAUUAAUGCGUUCCUAGGGAAACCGCCUUCAGACCAGGUCCGGGGACAGUCUGUCCCCGGACCUCUUCUGAAGGCUGGGGAGCAAGGGCUUUUCUUCCACCCCCAGCAUUUUAAAACCCCGGGACAGCGGAGGACUUCUCCGCUGUCCGGGCGAUCUUAAAAUGCUGGCGGGCGGCAUUUAAAAUCACCCCGGGACAGCGGAGGACUUCUCCGCUGUCCGGGGCAAUUUAAAGCCCCUGGGAAGGCAGGCAGGGGACAAAGACUUUGCCCCCGCCAGCCUUCAGAAGAGGUCCUGGACCUCUUCUGAAGGCGGGCGGGGCGAAAGUCUUUGCUCCCCCGCCUUCAAAAGCCCUCCGGGACAGGCAGGCAGGGGAGCAAAGACUUUCGCCCCCGCCCGCCUUCAGAAGGUCUUCCUCCCCCGCCCGGCUCGGAGCACCGUUCGGAGCCGGGCGGCGGGGAGGUCUCCCUCCCCGCCCGGCUCGGAGCACCGCUCGAGCCGGGCGGCGGGGAGGUCUUCCUCCCCCCGCCCGGCUCGGAGCACCGUCCCGAAGCCGGGCGGCGGCGGCAGGUGUUCCCUCCCCCGCCCGGCUCGGAGGAGCCUUCCGAAGCCCGGCGGCGGCGGGAGGAGGUGUCCCCGCCCCGCCGCCAGGCUUCGGAGGAGGUCCGAGGACAGUGGGGAAGACGCGCUGCGCUUCCCGCUGUCCCUGAGAUUUCCUAUGGGCUGUCGUCUUGCGAAGCAAGCCCAUAGGGAAAUUCGUUUUGCGAAGCGCCUCCAAAACGGAAAACCCUUUCGUCUAGCGGGUUUUCCGUCUUGCGAGGCGUUCGUCUUGCGGGGUACCACUGUACCGGUAAAUAUGCAAAGUUAUUGUGCUGUGAAGCUUAUAUGGUCAUUGCAAUGCUCACAUCUCAUAAUAUUGUUUCCUGUUCGUUAAUGGACUACUCACAUAAUAGAACCUAUCCUGUGGAGGCUUUGCCAUAGUAGCAGGGACAUACCUAGGGAUUGGCCAGGUUAUCCCAUGGCACAGGCCCAAGUGGGUGCAAAAAAAUGUACUUCUCCACUCUGGCUCGGAGUAGCUGUGAGCUUCCCCUGCCGUCCACUGGUAGGACACUUAAGACAACAAAAGCAAACUUCUUGAGUUUCUGGUUGGAGAUGCUGAUACAGCUUUUUGCCAAGGGUGCAUGAGAGCCUAGGUACACCUCCACAUCGAGAAGACACUUCCACUCAUGCAGGUUGGAGCACUUAUUACUGAUCCCAUCCACACCCCCACCCCUUAAGUCUCCAGUCUCCCACAGCAAAGCUUCUCCCAAGUGUUAGGGGACCCUCUGUUUGUUUGUUUUUUUAUAAGAUAUUUAUUAGAGUUUCAACAUAUUACAAAAAUAAGAGAAAAAAGUAAAAGAAAAAAAAUAGAACAAAAGUAAAAAUACAAAGUAAAAACAGUUAAAAACAAAUCAAUCUUUCUAUAUCUUAUCUUUCAUUUGCUUGUUUCCCUGACCUCCUCACACCUCCCUUUUUUGUAUUCCAGUUCAAUUAGUUAGUUCAGCAAUUCCUUUCCCUCUUUAAUUUUAUCUUAAUCUUUUAUCUUGAUAUAUUAUAACUUUAAAUUAUCACCUGUUAACAAUCCAUUUUUACAUAUUCCUUUAUAACAUUGCUGCUAAAAACCACUUAACUUCUAUCCAACAUCAUUCUAACAUUCAUUAAUUUUACAGUAUUUCUGUAAAUAGCUUUUAAAUUUCUUCCAAUCUUCUUCCACCGACUCUUCUCCCUGGUCUCGGAUUCUGCCAGUCAUUUCCGCCAGUUCUAUAUAGUCCAUCACCUUCAUCUGCCAUUCUUCCAGUGUGGGUAGAUCUUGUGUCUUCCAGUAUUUUGCGAUAAGUAUUCUUGCUGCUGUUGUGGCAUACAUAAAAAAAGUUCUAUCCUUCUUUAGCACCAAUUGGCCGACUAUGCCCAGGAGAAAGGCCUCUGGUUUCUUCAAGAAGGUAUAUUUAAGUACCUUUUUCAUUUCAUUAUAGAUCAUCUCCCAGAAAGCCUUAAUCCUUGGGCACGUCCACCAAAGGUGAAAGAAUGUACCUUCAGUGUCUUUACAUUUCCAACAUUUAUUAUCGGGCAAAUGAUAGAUUUUUGCAAGCUUGACUGGGGUCAUGUACCACCUGUAUAUCAUUUUCAUAAUAUUCUCUCUUAAGGCAUUACAUGCCGUAAACUUCAUACCUGUAGUCCAUAACUGUUCCCAGUCAGCCAUCAUUAUGUUAUGUCCAACAUCUUGUGCCCAUUUAAUCAUAGCAGAUUUCACCAUUUCAUCCUGUGUUAGGGGACCCUCUGUAAUGGAUAAUAAUAAUUAUAGUAGUAAUAAUAAUAAUAAUUAAUAAUUUUAUUUAUACCCUGUUCAUCUGGCUGGGUUUCCCCAGUCACUGGGUAGCUUACAGCAUAGUAAAACAUCAAACAUUAAAAACUUCCCAAUACCUUCAGAUGUCUUCUAAAUGUUAUGUAGUUCUUUAUCUCCUUAACAUCUGAAGAGAGGGCAUUCUAUAGGGUGGGUGCCACUACCAAGAAGGCUCUCCUCUUGGUUCCCUCUAACUUCACUUCUCGCAGUGAGGGAACCACCAGAAGACCCUCAGAGGAGGAGGACAGUGUCUGGGCUGAAUAAUGGGGGUGGAGCCGCUCCUUCAGGUAUACUGGGCCAAGGCCAUUUAGGGCUUUAAACGUCAGUACCAACACUUUGAAUUGUGUUCGAAAACAUACUGGGAGCCAGUGAAGAUCCUUUUGGACCAGUGUUAUAUGAUCCCGGCAGCCACUCCCAGUCACCAGUCUUGCUGCCGCAUUCCAAUACAGGCAGUGGGAUUGUUGAAAAUCAGGUGCCCUGCCUUGCAUGAACAAAGUGCUUUCUGCUUAGGCAAAACCAACACUAGAUCCAACUUAUUUGCACUCUGUAGGGAAAUGUGUUGUUUUAGACUUUCUGUACUCCAUUCCCAUGUGCUGUACAGUAAAUCUUUGCAGUAGUUAUUGUAAAAAUUUGAAGAAAACAAGUAAAAUAAUAAAAAUAUCUGUCAUUAUACAGUAAAUAUUAUUGUGCAUCUUGAAAUUUUAAACUAUGACUUGAACAACUUGAUCUUCUGCAAUAAUUAUAAAGAUGGUGUCCAUGUUGUUGCUUCUACAGAAUAUGCCCAGCUGUUUGCUGCAUUGAUUGCAAGAACUGCCAAGGAUAUUGACGUAUUAAUAGAUUCCUUGCCCAGUGAAGAAUCAACAGCUACAUUACAAGUAAAAAUGAAAUUUAAAUGGCUCAUGCUUUGUGUAAUACUGCUUUUGUUUACUAUUGGAUGCUAAGAAUAUGAAACAACCAUGACUGGCACAGAGAAGUCCAUAAUAACUGCUAAUGCUGUACACUCUUAAGUAAGGGGCGGAGAACCUGUGGCCCUCCGGAUGCUGCAGGACUCAAACUCCCACCAUUCCUGACUAUUGGCAAUGCUGGCUGGGGCUGAUGGGAGCGGAGGUCCAGCAUCUGGAGAAGUAUGUUUUAUCACCUCUUAUGUAAAUGUCAGACAGCAUUUUCUUUGGUGGGGGUGGUGAUCUCUGUAGGGAACCAUUGACCGAAACGUGUCUUCCAGAACACCCUUCUGGAACUGCACUUCCCAGAAUGAUUUGUGGUGCCAAAGCCCCAUUUCAGCCUGUUAGUCCAGAAGUGUACCCAAUUUUAUGAUAUCAAACCUCUGCAGAUCCAGCAGAAACACCAACUCCUGAUUGAUGUAGACAAUGCACUUAGAACAAUCAAGGUUGUUUUUGUUCUAUAACUUGGGCUAUAACUAUAUGAAUAUGGACCAAACCUGGAGUUGAGAGGUUGCUAUGUUCUGGUAGCUUGCCCAAGAACUGAAGACUGGCUUAGUUCCUGCUGUGACCAUUAAAAAGCUUAAUCUAUCUUAAAUACAGUUCUUGAUAACUUAGAAAUUAUUAGCUGUGGGGUAUAUACCUGUUUUUUAAAAACAACAUUUUAUAUCUAUUUUUAAACAUUAAAAAUGUAUUUAAUUCUAUUUUGCUACAUGGUUGUUUGAUGCCCUGGGCUCUUUGGAUAGGGAAGAUAAAAAUUUAAAUUAAAUAAGAAGUCCACUUUUGAGUGCUUGAGGGGGUGUCAGCAUAUAGGAAGCUGGUGCGUACCAAGUCAGGCCAUUGGUCCAUCUCGUUUAGUAUUGUCAACACAGACUGGUAGUAGCUCUGCAGGGUUUCAGGUGGUGGUGGUGUUUUCACAGCCCUGGAGGGACUUUUGGAUGCAAAGCAUGUGCUCUUCCACUUCUGCGAAGUCAUUAAGAGAGUUAUCUCCAGUAAAUGAAACUGUACAGUAUUAGACUUUUCAGGUUCUGUGUUACUGAAAUGCGUAAUAACAUGCAGUAUUACAAAGUGUUAUAAGACACCAACUAUUCACAGGCUAAAAAUAAGAGGGUCCCAGAAAUGACUCUUACCUCCUCCUCCCCCCCCCCCCCGCAAGAGUCAAUCCUCUUCAAUUUUAAAGCACUAAACAGAUGUGCUGUCGGCGUUUCUGUUUUUCCCAAAUGUAUAGGCUGCCAGUUUGCAUCGCUUGGAGGAAGAGAAUCACGAGGCAGCUGCACGUCUUGAAGAGGUGGUUUAUCGUGGGGAUAUGCUUUUGGAGAAGAUACAGAAUGCUUUAGCUGACAUUGCUCAAUCACAGCUGAAGACAAGAAGUGGCAGUCAUAGUCAACCUGCUCCAGAUUAACCACCAGAGGUGUUGGGACUUGACCAUAAAAUUUGAACUUCUUGAGAAGGUGGGGAGGGGAGGACUUUUUUAAAAAAAAGUUGUACAUUACUGUUGAGCCUUAAUCCUGCGGAAGGACGUUUGGUGUUGUGCUUCUGGGAAAACAUCUCCGUGUUGACAAGAUAUUCAGUCUUUUGUAAGGUAUUGCACUAGCAGGAAGUAAUCACAAAUUGAGAGUUGCCAAACUUUUAAUUUUUAAUAUGUUCCUUAUGCCCAAAGCCCUGUGCUUUGUUUGUUAGAUCAGAAUGUCUGAUUUCAUUUGACAGGCAACCUUGUGAAGUCAUAAUGAAUUAAAUGCCCCAGGCAUGCAUACUGGCACACGGUGUUUUAUUGCAUGGAAUUGUCCUUUCGACUUCCAGAGCAUUCAACUUCCAAAUCACGGCUUCUGGUUGGCUGCAGGAAGCUCCUACAGCCAUUUGGAAGCUGCAGAAGCCCCGUUGGACGUUUGGCUUCCAAAAGAAUGUUUGACAGUCGGAACAGUCACUUCCGGGUUUCGAUCAUUCGGGAGCCAAAAUGUCCGAGUUCUAGGGCGUUUGACAACUAAGGUACGACUGUCACUAAGCCAUGGUCUUUAACUUGCUCCUAAUGUUUAUUAUUAUUUUUCUAUUGACUAGCGGACUAAAGAAAAUCCUCUAGUUUUUCCAGUACAGAUUUGCAAUGGAUAGCAAGAGCUUGGUUUUUAUUUCUUGUGGGAGAUCUGGGUACUGUCCAGCUGUUGAACAGCUUAUAGACAUCCGCAUGUAGGUAUGCAUGAUCACUGUACAUUGGGGUGGGAAACCUCUGGCCCUCCCGACAUUGUUGGACUACAACUCCCAUUAGCUGCAGCCAACAUGGGCAGUGGAUUAUUGGAGUUGUAGUCCAGCAGCAUCUGCAGGGCAAUAGGUUCCACAUCCCUGCUGUAUACACUGCUACGGAUAUAAUUGGAUGGUCUGCUUUGGUGUGGAAGGGGAAGGAGAGAAGGUGUGGAAGAAUUAGAGGUUUGCAUACCUGUUCUACAUGGGACACAGCUUGGGCUAAAUCAGUUGAUUCAAACAAAGGUGAGCUGUCAUUUUUUAUUGGAAGCUCAGUCUUGAUGGUAUCCAAAGUUAGAAUUUAGACAAUUUGCAUAAAUGAAGCAUAGCUGAAUAUGACAGGUCAACACUUUAAUGUCAAACAUGUGCAGACAAAUAAAAAUUAAUUUUUGUCUUCAAAUAGUUUGUUUAUAUCUAUAUUGUCUCUCUCUCUCACACACACUCUCACACAGAAUUUUACCCUACUGCUUUUCUUUGUGUUGUAAUAUUAGAAACUAGCUAAAUUGCCCUCAUAUCAUCCUGAUAUUUGAUUAGAAAUCAAACCUACUUUAAAAUUUAUUUUUAUUCUACCGUCAAUUAUGUAAAUGUAAAAAUUAAAAAACAAACUCAAGUGCUUUUUACAAUAUUUUGUACACCAACUAAUUUUUUCAUGUCCACUUAUUAAGAAAACUCAUAAAUCGUACAAAAUCAGAAUUACAAAUAUACUAAAAGCAGAUUAAAACAAUAAAACUCAGACCCUAAAAAGGGCUAGGAAAACACACACACACACACACACACACGUACGUGUCAAAAGAUAGAAAAGUAGUUGCCAGAUGGGUCUGUGGGGAGGAAGUUACAUAAAUGAGGUGUUGCCCUCUGAUUGCCAGUCGUUUCAUCUUGGGCACUAUGAAGAUCCUUUUCGCUGACAACAAAAGACAGCAUUGCCUGGGCUUUAUAUGCAUGUUGUACAGGUUUUGUUGAACUAUCAGACCAUAAUCUUCGUGCCAGAUUUAAUAUUACUGAUAUUCAGGGAAUAAAUGGUGAGGAUUCCUGAAUAUUUAAAACAGUUGCUUGAAGAGAUGUGGAUCUUCCUUCUCAGCUACUCUAGUACUGGACCGUCCCAUUCACUUUGAUAUUAGAAAAUGAAGAAUGAAAUCAAGGUUCAGCGUUUGUGCUAGAAAAUGCUACACAUGGUUGACAGCAUCCAUUGUUCAAGAGAAUGCAAAUAUAAGCACUAGCACUGAUUUAUAUUGCCUGGACUUUCUUGUGUGCUAAUUAGUGUAAGCCCUUGUCUAUGUCCCUUUCCUGGAAACAAUUCCUAGGGGUCCCUGUUCGUUCAUCAUCAGAAUAGUUCUCUCAAGUCUAGUAGAUGCAAAUGUUUUGCUAUCUUUUCACUAUGUUAACCAUUUUUUUUCCUCUUUCAUAAUUGGAUACAGAAUGGAAUACAGGGUAUAGCAGAGGAUGUAUACCGUUUAUUUAUGUACGGUAUUUUUAUUUUUAAAGAUUUUAGAUUUCCCUGAAGUAUGACCAGUUAGGAUCUGAAACAUGUUGGAUCUAUAAGCAGAACCAGGCAGACUACUAAGGAGGGCUUGGGAGAACCUGAAACUUGAAUGUAAAGAACAACAUGCAGCUCUUAAUUCAGUUCAAUGACCAUCAACUCUUUUAUGGUGAGGGCCUUUCUGGUGUAGAUCAGUGGUGCUAUUUUGCAGUCUUUAAUUAAAAGGGACACAAAAUACUUGCAAUUCUUGUGUGUCAUAGCUUAUCAGUGGUGUUUAUCAAUGGUACUUUAAAAAUCAAAGUAUUGUUGCAUUUAUCAAAAUUAUUUUUAUUAUUUUAUUUUCAAUAAAGGAAAUAUG